UUGUAUCCAUGUUUCCUUUCACAUAAAAUAACCAAUUUGAAAUAUGCCUAAUGAGUACUUUUGUUAUUUUGGUUAAGUACACGAAUCCAAGGCGGGCUUAGGACAUGGGGGCAAGGGGGCAUGAGCUUCGGAGCCCAAACAUUUUUUAACAAAAAUGAAUGCCACACUUUCCUCUCUUCUAAGAGCAUCCACGUAUGCAUUUUUGAUGAUUGUGGGGCCGCCUACUUUUUGGUUUUCUCGGCCGAAUGAUUUGUAGUUUGGUCUGAUUAUCCAUGUUUUGGUUUGAUAAAAAUAAGAAAAUAAUAGUUUGGUCUGAUUCUCCGUUCGGUCCGAUAAAAAGGUAAAUCAAGUAAACGCCGCGUUUUGUACUUUCGUCGAUUAGGGGCUUCAUCGUUUUCCUUCUUCCACAGCUGAACUUGCCGUCCCCGUUUCUCUUAAUCUGCAAAGUUUCUCUUCUCAUCUCUUUACCUCCCCUGUCGUUCAAUGUUUUCUUUAAAUUCAACAAUAAUUGUUAUUCACAUUAAACUCUGUAACGAUUCCGACCUCUUCGUUUCUUGUACGUAACAAUCAAAAUGCAUUCCGUCUCUUCAGUUCCCCUCCUUUCUCCUAUAUAUUUCAGAGGCUUCUACCUCUUGACCCAUACACAAAAGAGAAGCUGAAAAAACACGAUGAUUGCAUGGCAAAGAAUCGCUAGAUCCUUCGCAAUGGCACAUUCAUCAACGGCUCCGGCUAUUCUCCUUCUCAACGACAUUCUUCCCGGAGGCGAGCUGAGAAGACCGAAUCUGGAAGGCCUCCUAAUUGGUCUUGAGAUGAUGUUGAUAAAAAGAGGAAGAUAUAUAGAAGCUGGUGCUGCUGAUUCAUAGAUAUUAACGAUCAGCUUCGGCGCUCCAUGCUUAUCUCUCAGCUUGGGAGUUGGAAGCUGCCAUGGAAUUGUUACGUCAUGAGAGCUCCAUUCUUCACCAUUUACACAAGAAAUUCAUGCUGAGGAAGUUUGACCAUCUCCAAGCUUUUGCAACCACAAACUUAGAACUCUCAGAUUUGUUUCGUAUUUUCGUUUGGUUAUUUUUUGUAUAAAUUAUUAUAGAUGAUUUAUUACUGAACAUAAAACAAAUCAGCUAUACUAUCCAAUUUAUUGUUUGGUGAACAACUCCCACAAUGCUUUGAAGAACAUGCUGGAAAAAAAUUGUUUUCCAAAUAUGUGUGACACCGUUAAAUUUCAUCCCACACCACCGCACUUUCACUGUUGCUGGUAUCAGUGACCACAUCAACCCCGAGACUUUCAACACCAAUGAAGCUCCAUUUGUUGGAGGGGAAGCUGCCAAGCAUCGGCUUCUGCCAGCAACGAGGUUUAAGGUCAAGGCGAUGACCCAAAUCCAUCCGGUCUUAAGGGAAAGUAGGGUAGCCGCAAGCACCCCCGUGAGUGAAGUUACAAAACUGUGAAACCGUCAACCCAACUCUGCUUCGGUCUCUUUGCAAUUCUUUAAAUUACUAUGCAUUUCUUAUUUCGGAUUUUGCAAUAUUUUUCAUGUUUCCAAGUUUUUGAAAAAGCCAUUUACGGCUACAUACCUCAUAGGAGAGGAAUAAUUUCUAUAAUUUAAUAGUUAAAAUGUGUUAACGUUAUAUUAUGCAUGCUUGAAACAAAAUGCAGAAGAUGUUAAGGUAAGGUUUUGGACCAUGUAUAGGAAGGAUAUUGACUUGGUGUUGUUUAAAGGAGUCAAAUGUAGUUGAUGGUUAGAUUUUGGUAGUAGUGAUGAGUUGUUUUCCUGCUGUUGCAGAAGAAGAUAAUAAUCUAGAGGGUGAAAUUAUGGAAGAGACAAAAGAAACAAAAACAUUGUGGAAGAAGGCAACAGAGAAAAAGACGGAGCAGUAGAUGUGAAGAAAGAUUGAGGCUUAUGUUAUGCUAAGAUUUUUCUAAUACUAUUUUUGCUUGAAAAUGGUUUGUAAUGAAAUGGUAUGAAGGACAUAGUUUCAGUUUCACUUCUCUUUAUUUGAGAUUUUUACAGAAUUAACUUGCGUCUCACAGGGAACAUUCCAAGGAAAAACAGCAAUAUUCUACAUAGUGUUAUCAAGAAAAUUAAUGAACAUAAAACAAUGCCACUUUUGUGGUCUUCGACAGAAAAAUGCUUAAACUCACAAAAAAUAAAUGCAGCUGCUUUGACUCUAAAUGAGAUGAAUGGUGGUCUCGGCGAGGAAUUCCAACUAUGCCUUGUGGAACUUGCUGGGAAAUAAUUUGUUUUCCAGAUACGUGUGACACAAUAUAAUUUCAAACAAAACCACCGUACCUUCACUGUUUCUGGAACCAGUGACCACAUCAACCACGAGACUUUCAACACCACUGAAGCUCCAUUUGUUGGAGGGGAAACUGGCCAAAUAUCCGAUUCUGCCAGCAACGAGAAUGAAGGUCAAGGAGAUGACCCAAAUCCAUCCAAUGUUAAGGACAACGAGGGUGGCCACAAACGCCACGUGAGUGAAGUUACAAAGCUUUCAAACCGUCAACCCAACUUUGCUUCUGUCACUUUAAUUUUUUUAAAAUUACUUACCAAUUCCUUAUUUGCAAGUUAUUAAAAACCCAUUUACGACUAAGUACCUCAUCAGGGGAGAACUAUUUCUAUGAUUUAAUAGUUUAAAAAAGGUUGACGUUAUAUUUACUAUGGUUGAAACAAAAUGCAUAACAUGUUAUAUACAUGAUAAAAUCAUAACGCAAUCAACAUGAAGGAAUGAGAUAUUCUUUGCCUUGGCGGCCGUUCUCUUCAUAUAUAUUUGCGUUUAAUGAGAUAUACAAACUUAAACAUUCUACACACACAAUUACUCAUUUCCCUCUUUUCCUCACAUUUCAUACUAAACUUUGACUUUCUCACAUACAACAGCCUAUUAUAUUGUUUUUCCAUCUUCAACAAUAGAAGAAACUUAAAGGGUCGACGACCUAUUUCCACACCAUAACUAUCAUAUAGUAACAGAUCCACACAAACUUUCAACCUCGUCAUAAUUAGACACAAUUAAACUUUCUCAACCUAUUUCCACCCAAUUUUAAAGAUCGAAACUCGUUUCCACACAAAAUUAAGAAAUGAUCUAAAAUCCACACAAAACGGUUUACUGUUGGUUAAUUAGGCUUUGAAUAAAACAUUAACCAAUAGUUAACCUAAUUAUACCAAAAUGACCCGAUUAGAAAGGGUUAACCAAUAUAAAGGAUCAGUUAACCCAAAUUUCGAAUUAAACCCUCUAACCCGACCCGGAAACCCUAGAAUUAAAAAAAAAAAAAUCCCAAAUCGUGUAUGUCGUUGUCUCUCUCCCGACGAAAAGAAGCGCCAUUGAAACAGAAGAUUAAGCCACGCCAUCCCUACUCCGGUUGGUUCCAGCCGUCGAAACUGAAGAAACAAGGUGAGUUCUACACCCUUCUUCUUCGUUUGUCUCUUUUGGUUUCGAUUCCAUACAUUAACAAUUGUGUUCAUCAUCUUCUUUUUCCAGAAAUUAAGAAUGGAAUCUUGUGUUGAUGUGCCUGUUGAUUGGCAUGACGUUCCUGAAUUAGAGUCAAAGAGUCCCGAAGUUGAAGUUCCUGAAUUCCGGUCAGAGAGUCCCGAUGUUGAAGCUCCUGAUGUUGACUCUGAUGGUGAAAAUAGAAGAGAGCGCAAUGACUAUGAAAUUGAGAAAGAAGUAAUGACUUGGGUUGAUGAACCUCGAGUGAAGCAUAAUUUCUAUCCAGAGACAGAGGAUGAUAGUGAAGAAGAGGGAGAGGAAAUUCAAAAGACGGUAUAUCAGCGUAAUGAUAUAAAGAGAGGCAAUGGAGAGCUGUAUGUAGGGCAAGUCUUCAUUAGUGGGAUUGCGUUUAAGGAGGCAGUGCUGGACUAUGCUCUGAAAAUGGGUCGGAACAUCAAGCAGAAUCGAUAUGAUAAAACAAAGAUUGGGUUUGUGUGUGAAGGUAAAGGCUGCUCAUGGCGUAUAUACUGCUCAACCUCAGGAAAGUCUCCUAAUAAAUGGCAGGUGAAGAUACUGAAGAAAGAUCAUAGCUGUGUUCCUACUGGCACAUGUGAGAUGCUCAAAGUACCCGCAAUAGCUCGCUUGUUCGUUGAUAAGAUCAGAGAAGAACCUGAGUAUUUUAUGCCGAUGAAGAUUGAGGAGCUGAUUAUGGAGAAAUGGAAGAUCAGAGUAACAAGGCCGCAAUGUCAACAUGCUAGGAAUAAAGCGCUCAGAUGGAUUGAAAGAGAGUAUGAUGAGCAGUUUGGAAGGUUGCGUGAUUACUGCAGUGAGAUAAGGGAAUCGAAUGUGAAUUCUUCUGUUGAGCUUGACUGCGUGCGUAAUGACGAUGAGGUUGAUGUCUUUAACAGAUUUUAUGUCUGCUUUGACAUCAUUAGAAGAAAUUGGAAAGAAACUUGCAGGCCUCUAAUAGGAGUUGAUGGCUGUUUUUUAAAGUCUAGGAUGAAGGGACAGUUGCUGGUGGCUUUGGGACGGGAUGCUGAUAACGCGAUUUACCCAAUCGCAUGGGCUGUGGUACAAGUUGAAAACAAGGUUAACUGGUUGUGGUUUGUGAGGAAGAUCAAGGUUGAUCUAGGAUUAAAUGAAGGAGACGGCUAUUUCAUGGUUUCUGAUCGUCAAAAAGGGUUGAUUGCGGCUGUGAAGACAGAGCUGCCGCUUAUUGAGCAUAGAAUGUGUGUGAGACACAUCUACGGUAACUUGAAAAAAAAAUAUGGGAAGAAACCUGAGAUGAAGCCAAAGAUUUGGAACCUUGCUUGGAGCUACAACGAGGGAGACUAUAGAGCAAAUCUGUUGGACAUAUUUAGCUACGAUCGAGACGUUUAUGAUGAUGUGAUGAAGUCAAAGCCCGAGAAGUGGUGUAGGGCAUUCUACAAGCUCGGACCCUUUUGUGAGGACGUCGAGAACAACUCAACUGAAUCAUUUAACAACUCAAUAGGUAAAGCUCGAGAGAAGCCUUUUGUACCGAUGUUGGAAACAAUUGCUCGAUUAGCAAUGGUUCGAAUAGCAAAAAGGGAUGUCAUUGCCAGCAGCCACGAAGGUCUUUGCACACCAUAUGUGAUUGACAUGCUGGAGACUUUGCAUGAGAAGGCUUCGGCAUGCACGGUGAACCCGUCGACGAACAUGACAUAUUCUUCGACUCUUCAUGGAUGUGCACAUAGAGUGAGCUUGGUAAAUAGAACUUGCAGUUGUAGGAGAUGGGAGAUUACAGGGAUUCCUUGUGAGCACGCAUAUGGAGUGAUGACGACAAGAGGAUUGGAAGCUCAAGACUUUGUGGUUCACUGGUUUAGGACAACUACUUGGAGGCAAACAUAUGCUGAAGGGAUUGUUCCGUUGCGGGGAGCAAAGUUCUGGCCCGUGGGACCAGAACCACCAAUCAUUGAACCUCCGCCACCAGAUCAACCAGGCCGAAAGAAGGAAACCAAAGCAGAUAAAAAGAGAAAAAAAGGAGUGAAUGAAUCACCAGUGAAAAAGAAGGAGAAGUUCUUAAAGCGAAUCAUGCAUUGCGGAAUAUGUGGUGAAGCCAAUCACAACGCCAGAUUCCAUAAAAAGAAUCCAAAAAAGGUGAGUUUCUGAUUUCUCUUGGUGUAUGUCGUUUUGUGUUUAUGGUGUGUGCUGUGUUUGAUUUCUCUUGUUUAUGGUAUGUGUUAUUUCAGCCUUUUUUAAGUGGUGACUCUUCUCAGCCUGAAUCUUCUCAAGGUGUUUCCACUCAAAACACUCAUCCUAAGAAGUUUUGAAGUGAAGAAGGAAUGAAGUGAAGUGAAGAAGUGGAAAUUCUCGGAUUAAUGUGAAGUGAAGAAGUGAAGGAAAUAUUUUUUUUUGUGGUUCUAGGGCCUUGUUUCUUGCUUUUAGGUACUAGGACCUUGUUUCUCGGCAUUGUGGUCUUACUUUUUCCGGGUUCUAGGACCUUGUUUCUCGGCAUUGUGGUCUAUUAUCAUGGUUUUUAAACUCUCUUUUGGUGUGUUCAAACUCUCUUUUGGUGUGUUCAAACUCUCUUUUGUUAGGUUUGAAAUCAAUGUAUGAUAUUUUAAUUGCUUUUAGAUUUUGUUUCUCGAGAUUCUUAUGACAUAAAAAUAACUAGAACAUCUAAAAUAACAUACUUUUGUCUUCCAACAUCUUACAAACACACACUUAACAAAACAAAUUCAUGGUAUCUUUCAUUCUUGGAAACGACAUCCUAAACAAAGCACAUUUAUCAAACUGAAGCUAUAUUAGCUUAGAUACCACAACCAUGCUCAAGCAUCCUAAAACAACAAUCCCCAUCACUUUCUUGAUCUCCCAUUUGGCUUGAGUAAUGGCAUCUUCCAUUCUGUUAAAAACCUCUGUCUCUAACUUCAUUUCAAACUCUGCAAACCUCUUUCUCUCUUCUUCUGCACGCUCAUGAACUAUUGUCUGCUCAAGUCUGCCUAAUUGAAUUUUCAAUGCUUCUGCCUCAUCAACCAACGCCUCAUCAACCCAUUUGUAUGUGUGAUUAUCGUUACUCAGCUACAAACAAAGACAUAAGGUCUGUCACUUUAUACUUUUUGAUUCUAUUAACCCACACAUGAACAAGAACAAUGGCGUUCAUAUAAAGGGUAAACUAACCCUUUUCUCAGCCGCAAAUGCACAUCGAUAGUAUUUCCUGUAAGGAUUUGCUGUAGACUUGGACAUCAACGACACCACCAAUUCCCCACACCAACAUCUCUUUGGCACACCAACGACCCUACCUCUUGCUCGACCGGCAGAGGUUCCACUCGAAUUUCCAGAUUCGUUACUCAUCUUUUCUGGGUUUCUCACUCUGUUUUGUUCUCUAUUUUUUUUUUUGAUUCUAGGGUUCCAAAAGGGAAAAUCGAUGUGGAGAAGACUAAUAGUGGUUCGGGUCGGAUACUAUUCGAUUUUAAGUUGGAUCUUCGUCUGGGUCGCGUCGUACCAAUAUCAACCGAUACCAUCGGGUUUAAUAUCGGUUAACGUUAUAAACUAUCAAAACCAACCUCAAUCUUCGUUUGUGUGGAAACGAGUUUCGAUCUUUAAAAUUGGGUGGAAAUAGGUUGAGAAAGUUUAAUUGUGUCUAAUUAUGACGAGGUUGAAAGUUUGUGUGGAUCUGUUACUAUAUGAUAGUUAUGGUGUGGAAAUAGGUCGUCGACCCAAACUUAAAUUUCAAAACUACAACUACAUAUGUAUUUGUCAACAGGGGCGUACCCACACACAUAGUGGGUGUGGCACGUGCCACAUGCUCAAUAAUAUAAACUUUUGUGUAAUUAUGAACAUGAAGAAAGUAAUAGCUCUCUUGCAUAUUCAUGUCUAAAGAUGCACCACCCAAUUCAAGUUCGAGCCUCCCUUUCUCAUCUUUUUUUCCUUUUUUUUAAAAAAAAACACUUUUAAUCACUUUCACAAACUAUAUUUCCUUUUUACCUUUGUUUUUGUGUUACCUAAACUAUUUUUCUUUUUAUAAUUGUUUUUCUUUUCUUUUUUUUUUGUAUAAGUUUCUUCAAAAUAUAUCAUUUAUGUAAAAUUUACUCAAAUUAUUAUUUUUAUUCAGUUUGCUUUUAACAAUUAGACUAAAAUAAAACACUUUUAAUCACUUUGUCAAGAAAUAUUUUUCCCUUUUACUUUUGUUUUUGUGUUUCCUAAACUAUUUUCCUCUUUUAACUUUGUUUUUAGUCUUUCAAAAUUUUAAACACUUUAAAUCACUUUGUCACAAAAUUUUUUUUUCUUU
Messenger RNA from Brassica napus (rape), 7663 nucleotides. RefSeq lists its product as uncharacterized. The coding region runs from base 3475 to 5544 and encodes 689 amino acids. The transcript is spliced from 6 exons. The record is from RefSeq and is a predicted model, not a curated record. Lineage: Eukaryota; Viridiplantae; Streptophyta; Magnoliopsida; Brassicales; Brassicaceae. Gene Ontology annotation, molecular function: zinc ion binding.